CCGAGUAGAGUCAAAAAUUAUGAAAAAGCAAGAAGACGUCUGCGUUGCUAGUAAGGGAGUGUCUACGAAAGUGAAAAAAUACUUCCGCCUAGCAACACCUUGUUUGGCUCCUCCCAUGGUUACCAAGUAGCGAAGCUGCGGAGAAAGCAACAUGGCUCAGAGGGAGAAUGGAGCGUUCGUUCUUCACGGGAGGAAAGCGGCGCUCAGUGAAAAGCCAUAUGAAUUCCUGAGCAAUACACAGAAAACCACCAGCAGCCACAACCUCAGCUUUCAGGGAGCAGCCCUUAACCGCAGACUACAUGCCAGCCAUGACAGGUCUAAAGCGAUCACCAACAGUCCAGUAUCAAAGUACACCAAAGAAAAUCCAAGCAUCGAUGACUUAGAGUAUAGUUUACAGAAGCUUAGAGUACAAGUAGACAGCUUGGCCUCUAGUCUUAAUUUGGACUAUGAGAAAAAUAUCAAGCCCUAUAGCUCUAAAGCUGUAAACAGACCUCAAUGGGCGACACAUACAAAUGGUACCUCUUCUGAAAUAUACAGUAGUAGCUCAGUAAAACCAAUACCGGAUUCGGACUGUUUUUUUAAGCCAAAUCACUUUAUGAAAUCACAGGAAAACUACUCUCCAGUUCAGAGCACUGGUUUGCCAACAUAUACAUCAUCUCCUUAUUCAGUGGGAAGAGAGAUUUCCGGGAUGGAUUCAGUGUCUUCAGCAGUGUCCCCUUUUGAUAUUGCCUACAGUGAAAAAAUUCCUGUGAAGCUUGGAGCACCUCAUGUGGUUGGAGUCAAAUCUCUUCUUCCUCCCAAAAUUCCUGUCCGCUCUCGCUCUCUAGAAAAAUCAAAAGCCUCAGUUGUGCGAGGAAGGUCACAAUCCCUAGACCGAUCUCACUCCUUUUCACCUGUUUACAAAAAAGCAAGAUGGCCGAGAUCACGCUCACAAUCGCCGAAACCUGUAUGGAGGCCGAACUCUGCCAAAGCCAAUGCCUGUGGUCAACCAGCACCACGACCAAAGUACUGUGGGAAAACUUCUUCCUCCAACAGACAAUCGCGGUCAAGGUUCUACAGGCCUGGUUCUGUGGUUACAAGAUCUGUUACACCAUUCAGGAAAUCAAAGAGUAAUCUCAGUUAUUCCUGGAGCCCUUAUAGUAUACCAUCAGCUUCAAUAUCUGCACCAAGUGCUGAGGAAAUUAGCGAAAAAUUCUUACAGACACUAACUGAGGGUGGUGUGGGAAGAUCAGUUUUGGAAGCAUCACCCUAUCAACAGGAACUUGCAAGGCUAAGACUAGAGCGGCUUCGGGUGGAAGAAGACCUGCUACUAGAGAUUAAGAGGCAGCAAGAGUUGGAACGAACCAGAGGGCCAAGGCCUAAGUGGUAUGAGAUGAAAAACUCCCAGUUUCACUAUGAAGCAUGGAAAAAUAAUGAGUUGCUAAAAAGUAGCAAGGAGUAUCCAUCCAUAUAUAACUACCGCCAGGAACUUACUGCAGCUUCCCGCAACUUCAAGGAACACCUUAAAAUUACACACUUGGAUCCUGUAUAGGUUGUGGGCCACCUGCUGCACAGUGGAUUCUUCUAUUGUUAGCCUGUCUGUGUAUGUGUGCCUUUGUCUGUGGAAUGGCUGAUGAAAAUUUUU
Molecule: messenger RNA, 1624 nt
Organism: Xenopus laevis (African clawed frog)
Lineage: Eukaryota; Metazoa; Chordata; Amphibia; Anura; Pipidae
Exons: 5
Coding region: 152-1531 (459 amino acids)
Source: RefSeq, a predicted model, not a curated record